This is a messenger RNA of Sphenostylis stenocarpa, 666 nucleotides long. Lineage: Eukaryota; Viridiplantae; Streptophyta; Magnoliopsida; Fabales; Fabaceae. The record is from the annotation of a GenBank genome assembly.
AUGUCAAUACUUGAUGUUUUCUCUCUCUUUCUUGUCCUAAGUGUAGCCACAUUGUGUGUUGGUUAUGAUUAUUUCAUCUUUACUGAAUCAUGGCCAAAAGGCUUUUGCAGUCGUCAAAUUCAGAUAGGAGGACGCUUAUGCCUUGGAACACUACCAAGGCAUUUCACUAUUCAUGGAUUAUGGCCGGAAGAUGUGUCUCAACAACUACUAAAUUGCGACCCAAACAACACUCUUACUCCUCGACAAAUACAUCCCGUGAGAUCACAUCUUUCUUGGGCUUGGCCGAAUUUAAUUGGAAAUGAUUUUAGUUUCUGGAAGUAUCAAUGGUUGAAGCAUGGAACAUGUUCGGCGAGCUCGUUUCCACAACUUUCAUAUUUUCAAUUGGCAUUGAACAUUAAGAGGAGGACUAACCUACUGAAGAUGCUUUCAGACAAGCAAAUAGUCCCAGAUAAUAAUACAAGUUAUAAUGUAAGUUCCAUUAUCGAUGCAGUUCGCAACGCCACUAAUAAUGACCCUCAACUCGGUUGUUAUUUUGAUACUCAGCGUAAUGUCACUGUUCUCGUUGAAAUAAGAGUUUGUCUAGAAAAGAGUGGAAAUUCAUACACAAACUGUACUUUUCCUACUGGUUCUUGUUACUCCCAUGCCUUAUACUGGCCAGAUGUAUGA